Messenger RNA from Megalops cyprinoides (Indo-Pacific tarpon), 3237 nucleotides. RefSeq names its product LIM domain-binding protein 2. Gene Ontology annotation, cellular component: nucleus; transcription regulator complex. Lineage: Eukaryota; Metazoa; Chordata; Actinopteri; Elopiformes; Megalopidae. The record is from RefSeq and is a predicted model, not a curated record. The transcript has 9 exons. Gene Ontology annotation, molecular function: LIM domain binding. Bases 143 to 1306 code for a protein of 387 amino acids. Gene Ontology annotation, biological process: negative regulation of transcription by RNA polymerase II; positive regulation of transcription by RNA polymerase II; nervous system development.
AGCUGCUCCUUCGCAACGUGCAUCCAGUGUGACUACUGAUCGCUGUUCAGUGCUUGCAGUGUGCACUGAACAUAACAGCCCAUGUGCUCUGUAUGGAUGUUGAAAUCGCGCAGUGUAUCCUGAACCGCGGCGAGCAGACAAUAUGUCCAGCACACCCCACGACCCGUUCUAUUCUUCCCCGUUCGGACCUUUCUAUAGAAGGCACUCACCCUACAUGGUACAGCCCGAGUACCGGAUCUACGAGAUGAAUAAACGGCUUCAGUCUCGCACAGAGGAGAGUGACAACCUCUGGUGGGAUGCCUUUUCUACCGAGUUUUUCGAAGAUGACGCCACAUUAACGCUGUCAUUCUGCUUGGAGGACGGACCAAAGAGAUACACCAUUGGCCGGACCCUCAUCCCUCGUUACUUCAGCACCGUGUUCGAGGGCGGAGUCACCGACCUGUAUUACAUCCUCAAGCACUCCAAGGAGUCCUUCCACAACUCCUGCAUCACCGUCGACUGCGACCAGUGCACCAUGGUCACUCAGCAUGGGAAGCCAAUGUUUACAAAGGUUUGCACAGAAGGGCGGCUCAUCCUGGAGUUUGCGUUUGACGACCUCAUGAGGAUCAAGACGUGGCAUUUCACCAUCAGGCAGUACAGAGAGCUGGUCCCGCGCAGCAUAUUAGCCAUGCAUGCGCAGGACACUCAGGUGCUGGAGCAGCUGUCGAAAAACAUCACCCGGAUGGGUCUGACCAAUUUCACCCUCAACUACCUCAGGCUGUGUGUCAUACUGGAGCCGAUGCAGGAGCUGAUGUCCAGGCACAAAAACUUCAACCUCAGCCCGCGGGACUGUCUCAAAACCUGCCUGUUCCAGAAAUGGCAAAGGAUGGUGGCGCCACCAGCAGGACACCCACAGAACUUCAAAACGGAAAUUUUCACUACAAAUCACAAAAAAGCAGAACCGGCAAGACAGACGACGACGAAGAGGAGGAAAAGGAAGAACUCGGCCAGCAGCGCGUCCAACAGCAGCCUGGGCAACAGCAACAGCAAGAAGCGCAGCCCUGCAGGCAGCUUCAGCCUCUCCAGCCAGGUACCUGACGUGAUGGUGGUCGGGGAGCCGACGCUGAUGGGCGGGGAGUUCGGGGACGAGGACGAGCGGCUCAUCACCCGCCUGGAGAACACGCAGUACGACGCCGCCAACGGCAUCGACGACGAGGACGACUUCAACAACUCGCCCGCGCUGGGCAACAACAGUCCCUGGAACACCAAGCCGCCCAACAACCAGGACACCAAGCCCGAGAGCACAGCGCCUCAGCCCUCGCAGUGAAAAACCGCGCCACACACACCUCCCACCUGCAGGGCGGCGCCCUCUCAGACCAUACACUGUACUGUACACUGAACCGCGCCACACGUUCUGCGACACGCCGCCACAUAGCUCUGACAGAACCUCUGACAAUCCAAAUUCACCUUCUUGUAAUAAAAGAGAUGGGUUGCUAUAUGCAGAAAAUGAAUACAAAUUUUUUACAUAUGGAUGUGUAUGGGAAGGAAGUGGACUGAAAAAGACUCCUUUUACUGUAUAUAAACCCAGCCAACAGUCACCAUUGUGUCAACAGGAACCUACUGUUUGAGGAAUCCAGCAAGCUUUUGACUCACAAACGAAGGGCAGGGCCCACUCUACUUCAAUACUGUUGUUAUACUGUCCAGCCUGAAGCUUUACCAGCUACUCUUCGCUCACAAUCAGGCCGCUAACCUAAAUAACUGAAAAACACAUGAGACAACACUGGCUCAGUCAGAAAGCCUUAUGGGAAUUGUAGUGGUGGUGUCUGAAGGAGGGCUGAUCUGUCCUAAGAGCAAUUAACUCAGUUGGACCCAUUCACAGAGUUGGGAGAAGAUCUGAAGCGAUCCCCCUGUUUUCUGCCAUAGUGAAAUCAUUUCAGCAUAUUUGCAUUUUAAUUGGAAAGCCAGUUCAUUUUGAGUGGCUGGUUUUUUUGUUUUUUUUGAAAAAAGUUUAUAAUGAAACACAACCCCUUCCUGUUCAUUUCAUUCUAUGGACUGCUUCAGAGAGGACUGCUCAUAUUCUUAGAUUACAUUUUAAAGCACUGUGUUAUGGCCCUUGUGAAAUGUUAUUGUGUACAAAAAUUGGGUCCAUUUGAUUUAGCAUUUAUUUGUAUUGUUUUUUUUUCUCUUAUCCUUUACCUCCUUUCACCUUGUAACAAUCUGGUCUUGAAAAAAGUCACGUGUCUCUUUUAUAUUGAUUCCCAAACUGAACAACACCUAACAGACUUAGCAUUAAUAUCAGUGACAACUUAUGAUACCACAGCAUGAUAACCAUAAAAUUAAAAACAUAAACAUAUCUGAGUUGUGGGACUGAGGUGAAUAUUUAUUUGACAAUUUCUGCAUGAUUUCUUUUUGAUGACAUGUUACAGCUCUCAAAUGAUCACAACUCAGAUGCAACAAGCAGCACAGCGCAUUCACAAACCAGUGGUAUCUGGCUCAUACAGUGAAAAUACCACUCACAUUAAAUAUAUUCCGAUUCAAGUUUUGCCAUAAAGUCAUGGAAUUAGUGAAUCAUAACAACACUGACAGAGGCGUGAUGACAUUUCCAAAGUUAAGACCAAUGUCACAAAACCACUGAACUGAACGUGCACUUCGCUCCGUUUCAUCAUUCAGCCGCGACUUUGACGUGUAGGGCGAACAUUCCUAUAUCAGCUCCUCUCAGCUGUACAUUCAGUUACACAGCUUUACAUUCCAGCCAAUUCCAGCUCUUCCCUCAAAGGUAGAACUGCCAUUAUAAAGCAGACAACUUGUUAAUUAAAAUUAAUUUAAUCACACAAUUGACCUCUGAAUGAGGUUAAUUCCUCCGAUCCAGGCACUCCGCAGACUGUAUUUCAGUCGCGGGCGGGAAGAGUUCCACGUGUACACAGCAGCUGGGUGCUUUCAGUGCAUGGAUAGACACAUGAUCAUCUACACCACUUCAUUGAAAUGCAGCUUUUCACGGCACUGGCAGUGUUCAUUAAAAACCAUCCCCAGCAUUUGUCAGAGGUGCUUUUUGUUGCAGUUUUCAGGGGUAAAUAUCACAAAUAUCCAUUGCUUUCCAAUGUUGAUGGGAAAUUUCUGGUAGAAGAAAAAUGACAACCAGUGGAAUUAGCAUGUGUGUCUGAAGAGACAGAGAGUAACCAGGUGUGCUUCUUAACAGAACAGGGCUAAAAUAGUCAUGCCAUCAGUUUCUAACAGGUAGAUUGUGCUUACACCAUUAAU